AUGAUUCGUUGUCCGGACUGCGAUACGUCAUCAAAUCAAAAAGCUUCGUGUCGUAAACGAUUACAGUACCAUCCUAAUUCCUCGCUACCCAAUAAAAAACCGAAAUAUGCUGCAUCUGCCACCUCUUCCGACCGCUGGUGUGAAACGUGCAAAAUAUAUGUUCCUCAAUCUUCGUACAACGGUCACCUGCGCACCCUACAGCAUAAACAAAAUUGUUGUUCACCUCUCGAGGAGGGAAUCGGUUUCCUUUCCUCUGCUUUCGCUAGCAGGAUUGCUUCGUUUCGUAUUACGUCUGCGAAAUACCUUCUAUCGUAUAACGACUUCUUCACCGAUGUUCUCGACAAAUGCGUGCGUGUUAUACGUAAUCAGAUCCACCUCCACGACACGCUUAAAAUAAAUCUCGAAGUUUUUGGACGUUACGUGCACGAAACCAAACACUUGGUUGAAAUUAAAUCCUUCAACACCAACAACAAAGUUGUGACUCGAUCCAUCGAUCUUCCCAAUCUUCUACAAAACUUCUUUAAGAUACUUGAGGCUAAAGCGUCAGAGUUUCAAGAACGAGAGUCAGGAUGGAUUUUAGAAAGGGUUCUUUUCCUUGAAAUCAACUUUAACAAGUACAAUCCGCUGAGAGCGUCUUCCUACAUUCCGUUACCGAAACAAAUUUUAUUCAAGAAAGCGGUUGUGAAUGUGCGAAACGACGAUCACGCCUGCUUCGCAUGGGCAAUUACGUCAGCUCUGUAUCCCGCACAAGCGAACCCGCAAAGAACUACUUCCUAUCCACAUUACUCCCGCACUUUGGACUACGACGGUAUCCAAUUUCCUAUGAAAUUAACUGACAUACCGAAAUUUGAAUCGAAGAACCACUGCUCUGUGAAUGUCUACGGGACUGAAUCCGUUUUGAAAGAUGGAAAGUGGACAUGGGAAAUCGUUGGCCCCCUUUACUACUCACCCAUCAAGCGACGGCUACACUUCAAUCUGCUCUUGCUCGAUGAUGAUCUAGGAAAUAAUCAUUACUGUUGGAUAAAGGACAUGUCCCGUUUACUUUCUCAACAACUUUCUAAAACUGGACAUCGCAAAUUCUUAUGCGACGGUUGCCUACAAUACUUCUCCACUUUACCUCACCUACAUCGUCAUCAGCAGCAUGACUGUAAUCAUGUCUACACCAGCCUUCCCAACGGUGAUUUCAAGAUGGAUAAGAUGGGUAGGUUUGUCCCCAAUCACAUUUUAAAAUUUGAAAAUUAUCAGAAACGUAUCAAAGUACCAUUUGUUGUAUACGCAGACUUUGAAACCGUACUGCGACCAAUUCACACAUGUUUUCAUGACCCUAAUAAGACUGCCACCACAUCCACCCACAAACAUCAACCUCAUUCCUUUGCUUAUUUGAUGAAGUGCUCCUUCGAUGAUUCCCUCUCGAAAUUCAGAUCGUAUCGAGGCCCCGAUUGCGCCAAUCAAUUCGUUACAACUCUCGAUCGAGAUGUUUCUGAUAUUUAUCAUCGAUAUUUGAAGAUCGUUUCUCCCAUGAUACCCCUGACAGAUGAAGAAAUACGUCUCUUCUCUGACGCUACCUCUUGCAAUAUUUGCGAAGAACCCUUUCUGGACGAUGACGUCAAGGUGCAUGAUCAUUGUCAUUUGACCGGUAAAGUUCGAUUAGGAGCUGCUCACUCCAGAUGUAAUUUAAAUUACAAACUACCCAACUUUGUACCUGUUUUUUUCCACAACCUCUCCGGAUAUGAUUGCCACUUGUUUCUAAAGGAAAUGGCUGUGAACGAUGUUAAAUUUACCGUAAUAGCUCAAAAUAAAGAAAAAUACAUAUCCUUUUCCAAAUUAUUACGAGUUGAUACGGUUCAAACUGAAACAGACGACUCAACACAAAAUGUGUUCGUGAAGAUUAGAUUUCUCGAUUCCUAUCGUUUCAUGGCUUCCUCCCUCGACAAGCUGUCGGAUGAACUUGAUGCUCAUCAAUGUUUGCAAGUGAAAAAAUACUUUCCCGAUCCUAAUCACUUUCAACUUAUGCGACGAAAAGGUGUUUUCCCUUAUUCCUACGUUGAUGAUGUUGCUAAGCUUGAUGAAACAACAUUUCCACAGAAAGACGAUUUCUUCGAUAAAUUGACUUCCCUCCCCGUUUCCGAUGACGAUUACAAAAGAGCUAAAACUGUUUGGAAUACUUUUUCAUGUUCAACUCUAGGAGAAUACUCCGAUAUCUACUUGAAAACAGAUGUUCUUUUGCUAGCUGAUGUUUUCGAGAAUUUCCGACAAAUAUGUCUCACCACUUACGACUUAGAUCCUGCUCAGUAUUACACAGCGCCAGGGCUUGCGUGGGAUAGUAUGUUAAAAUUCACUCGCGUUAGUUUACAACUUCUGACUGAUAUCGAUAUGUUAAAAUUUUUUCAAAAAGGGGUACGUGGAGGAAUAAGUCAAUGCGUUCAAAGAAUGCACUUCGCUAACAACCCUCACAUUCCCGAUUACAACGCGUCCGCGCCUACCUCCUACAUUAUGUAUUUGGAUGCUACUAAUUUGUAUGGACAUAGUAUGAGUCAAGCACUUCCUAUUUCCCACUUCCGUUGGCUAACCCAAGCCGAAAUUGAUGAAUUGAAUGUUCUCUCUUUACAUGCUUCUUCUGAAUACGGUUACGUACUUGAAGUAGAUGUUGAAUAUCCCCAACACCUCCAUGAUUUACAUGCUGAUCUCCCCUUUUUAGUUGAAAACAUUAUCUCUCCUGCUAAUGUGAAUGGUAAAGUCAAAAAACUGAUACCGAACCUUAUGAAUAAGACAAAAUAUGUUCUUCAUUAUCUUACGCUUCAACAAGCCCUUCAUAAUGGACUACGAUUACUUAAAGUUCACAGAGUUAUCCAGUUUAAACAGUCCCACUGGCUUAAACCUUUCAUCGAUUUAAAUACCCGACAACGUAAUUUGUCUGAAAAUAAAUUUGGGAAAUCAUCCUUCAAAUUAAUGAACAAUAGUGUUUUCGGAAAAACAAUGGAGAACGUUGAUAAACGAGUUGAUGUAAAAUUAGUCACUCAUUGGCAAAAUUGUGGACGCUUUCUUG
This is a messenger RNA of Agrilus planipennis (emerald ash borer), 3046 nucleotides long. RefSeq lists its product as uncharacterized. The record is from RefSeq and is a predicted model, not a curated record. Gene Ontology annotation, biological process: DNA replication. NCBI's taxonomy places the organism in Eukaryota, Metazoa, Arthropoda, Insecta, Coleoptera, Buprestidae. The annotation marks the transcript as partial. Gene Ontology annotation, molecular function: DNA binding; DNA-directed DNA polymerase activity; nucleotide binding. The transcript has 2 exons.